GGCAGUGCGCGGCCGCCCGCCCGCCGUACGUGCGCACACGCGUUGGGCGGCGCUAACGAUCAAUUAAAUAUCAACAGUUUUAAAUUAUAAUAUUAAUACAUUGAUUCAAUAAUACGAAAAAAUCUUAAUUACUAAUUAAUCCUCUAAUUUAUUGAAAUUUCAAAGUAUGGGAAAAGCUUUAAAAUAGUUUAACUACAGUGUUAAGUGAGUGUGUGUAGUGUACAAAUACAAAGUGUUAUGUGAUAGAUAAUUCAUGUCCAAAUAUUUAUUACCGUAUUAAAUGAUUGUACCAAUAGAUAUCGCGGUUAUAUCAAAAUGCAUUCCGUUAUAAAUUGUCGUGCCUCGCCACCGGACGAUGCACGUGUUUUUAUUUUCAUUUAUAAAUAGUCCAGACACAAACCGACAGUCUGCGGCUGCACCAUGACGUCACUGAAGGAGAAUAGUGACGUCAUCGACGGCCCCGCAGAAGAAGAGAAGAUUAGUAAAAAUGAACGAAAAGAGCCGAAAGAUUUGGCGGAGUUGCCUCCGAGUGGCACCUCCCUCCAUAAGAGGCGGAGAGGAGAGCCCCCGGCCACUCUUUCCGUCAAGACUCCGCAAACCCCUUCCGAUGCGGAGGGGUCCUCUCCCUGUACGGCGGGACCAUCACCCCCUGAAGAGUUCUGGUCCCUCAUUGAUGGAGACACUCCAGAUCCUGAAGCGUUUUGCGAGAGCAUGCUGAACAGACUAAAAGAGCAGAACGAUGCCAUAUCUAGAAGGGGAAAAGAAGUAGCGCAGAAAACUAAAGGCACUCUAGAGGCUCUGAACCAGCUGGAAAAACUGUUAGAAUUGUUAGAUCAGUUCGUAUCUCUGAAAGAACAUAAUUCUCGUCUCUUGAGAAGAUUGAAGGACGUUAAUCAUUUGAAGAGGCUCCACAGUGCUCACAAAAAGAUAGACGCUGAAAAUGAGAGACUCAGGUCGGAGAGCAAAGAACUAGACCUUAUCAAUGAGGCUUUUGAUGCUGAAUUUGAAUGGGAAUAUGGUCAAAUGCUGUUUGACUCCAUGAUCGUAGGGAACCGGCCUAUGAAGAGGUCAGGGUCGAAGUGGAAAGGUCAUGCGCGGUUUGGAGGCUCGUUGCUACGGAAGCAGAGGUCCAGGUCUGCGGGAGGGGACGAGAGUGAUGCAGCCCCUGGUACCCCUUUCAGGCGAAGAUCUGAGGGUAUUUUUAUGAAGGAAGUCGACAAAUCCAAGGUUUCCAAGUGGACAAGAGUCAAAGCAGCUUUUAGAUGGGAGAAAGCCCAAUGGCCGCAAUCUGCCAUGGGUGGUGCAGCCAGCGCCGUGGCAGCCGGCGCCAUGGUGGGGGCGGUAGCUUUAGCCGGAUCCUCUCCAUCAACCGCCACCCUCACCAACCCCGAGCCCCGGGACUCCGCAAGCCUCACCCCUGGCAGUGCACUGUCACUGACUCCUAACUCUUCGUGUGAAGAGCUGAGAGUGGAUUCUGGUAUGCGCAAGAGUGUGCGAGAGGAUGGCGACAACACAUUCCUGCAAGCUCCUACGCAGGACGACAGCUCCACAUCCCCAUCGCCAAACAAGCUCCACAAAAGCACCUGGUGGAAGAUGAGGGAUAUCAUCACGAACAUUGACAAGUCCCAUCGGGAGUCCGUCAAGAAGAAGACGACGUCCAACCGGGGCUCCAAGAGUUCUCCUGACGUGGUGCCGAAGAGACGAAGGUCGCUCAGUGAUGGGGGAGACAGUGAUGCGCCACCAGCUCUCACUCUCACCAUACCGUCGUCUGAAGAGCUGGAAUCCGAACCCUCCCACCCCGUACUUCGCAAGCAGCGAUCCCUGGAGCUGGGGGCCAGGCCUCCCCAGCACAGACCCCCAAGGGCUUCCAAGUGGACCAAGGUUAAGAGGGCCUUCCUGACUUCCGCGUCCGCUUCUGUCCCCUCAAGCCCCAACAGGCAUUCUGCGUUCUUCACUGAUGCAGACAACGAGGGCCUGAGCAGCGGAUGUGAUUCGAGUGGUGUGCGCCAGGAGAUAGCUCGGGACUACGCCGCACUGCAGUCGCGACUGAGAAGAGAGUUUUCUGACAGGCGCGGGAAACUGUAUGCUGCAACUCGACCCGUAGCCACUGAAGAGCAGUUGUCUGCGGAUUUUCGGAAGAAGCUUGCAGAGUGGCAGCUUAAGAAGGGAGUCAAGCAACCUCUGCCAAUACCGGCCCGACAGGAUCUGAGCGACGACUUCCUUAAGAAAUGGGAUGAAUGGAGACGCAUGAAAGAAACAAAUUCAGUUCCAUCAUGGGGGGAGGAAGUCAAACCUGAUGAAGUAGAGGUUCAAACUUCAACCGGGCUCUUUAAGUUUCAAGGUAUUUCACGCUCCUUCACACGUAAGCUUCAUGAAUGGGAGAAGUCUCAAGGCAUCAAGCCUGAAGCGUCCACAUCAGCUCUUCUCCGCGCCGCCAGAGCUCGGAAUACCAAGAUCCCACAAGCAACUCUCACCAGGACCCAGUCUGAUGGCAGCGUAGCGCCAUCUACCGCUGGGUCUGGUAGACUACAUGCUUCCAGUCUUAGUGUAAACGAUGCCGAUGAUUUCGAUUCAGAAUACGAUAGAGAAGAGAAUUCUCUUGAUGGUGCCGAUGAAUGUGACGGCUCAGAGACUCGUGGAGCAGUUCUCGUCGAAGUGGAGGCUGAAGAGGUCUGCACAGCUGCUCCACUGAUGGCCGUGUCUCCCCGCCACACUCCUCAGAAGCCGGUGUACACGUAUGGACAAGCAGAAGCCAGGCUCCUGUGCGAAACCAGCUCGGCUGUCACUGGGACUGCAGUCUUACAGCCAAAUGGCGCCGUUAUUCUUUCAGACGCCCGCAGCGUGAAGUCGGGAGCUCGCCCAAAGAUCCGUGAACAGAAUAAACACGGAGAAAAGAACAGAAAAAAGAUUAUGAGACAACCGAGUAUAGAAGAAGACGCCAUGUUCAUCAGAAAAACUAUAGAAGAAAUAGAAAGAGGAAGCUCUAAUCGUUUCAAAGAUAAAGACACAACGGAUAAUGAAAGUCGUCAUAAAAGUCCAGAUAGAGAAACGCCAAUAAUUCACACACACACCGUAGAAAUUGAAAGAGAUUAUAGUCCAAAAGUAACUAGACAUGAAAAAGAUAGAAAUAUUGAUACCAAAGAUAGGGAUAGUUUUGAAGAGAAAGAUGAUAGUAAGCGAAAAGAUACUGAUAAGGCAAAUGGUAAGAAGAAAUCAAAAUCUAGAGCUAGAUUAGAGAGGGAGCAAUCUAAACCUUCUGAAAGUGAUACGGAACCGGAUGUAGAUACGGUUACAGUUGAGAUACCAAGAAGGCGCAAGCGGCCGCGGAGGGCAUCAGAAAAGCCGAGGACACCACCGACGUCUUUACACUCGGAUUCAGAAGGAGAGGUCUUUGUCCUUAAACUCAAAGCACCAGAACAACGCGACCACUCUCCAGAAGUAAUUGUCAAAACGACUCGCAAAAUAUUCUCACCAGUCGUCCGCAGUGGCGAGUCAGUGCCAAGAGCUGUUAUACCAGUAGACGUGGAAGACCUAGCCGAAGUCAGACCUUCAGAACACAGCCACCGAAAUGAGGUCAAGAAGAAGGAACCUAAAGCUGAGAAAGGGAAACAGGAGAAAAGCACUCGAUCUAAAAGUUCUGGUGAUCUGCAAGAAGUUGAGGAGUUGAAGAAGAGGACCAGACCACCUCUGCCGUCGUCGCCAUCGUCACAGAGGAAGCCACAGCCUAAGGAAACAGCACCUUCCAUUCGGAUUAUGAUCCAGCGAUAUAAUAAGAAAAUAAACGAAGAUGGUCAUACUUCUGGAGCCAGCAGUGGGGCAUCGUCACCAGCCUGGCGCUCACCUUCCACAGAGAGACGAAGACCUCCUGAUAUGCCCGUUGGUGUAAACAUCAGAAAUAAUCCGUUCCUCGAAAGGGAAGUCCAGAAAUCAGCAAGUGCUUGCCAGCUAUCCCGACGAGAUCCAACAUCAGCAGAGAAGCGACUCACGCCAAUACUCUCCAGCGGGCACGACGGAGUCCUCAAAUCUCACAGCGCAAACGCUUUGCACCCUGAAAAACCUACAGAAAUCCCGGUACAGAAGAAGAUAGAAGACAGUCAAGAAACUAUUAUACCAACAGCUAGUACUGAUACUAUAGUACCAGAUUUGACCAAGAAUCUACCUUCCACGUCCGAAUCGCUUCCUGCAUUAAGACACGUAUCAGACACAGCUGUUCCAACAUUUAGCAGCUUCAUGUCCGGGAAUCCAGGGUUAUUUGGGAGGUCGAUAUCGACAGUAGAACCUCCGACCACGUUUUUGGAUUACGAUGCCACAACUGCCACUUUGUCAGAGAGGGCUGCGAAGAUAAGGGCGGCGAGGGAACGGUUCCUGUCUUCGACGGUGCCCAUGAGGAGGGAGGGCACCAGCUCGGCGAGUGAUUUGAGACCUGGAGACAGAUCGAGCCGUAUAAGCUGCGAGAGUGACGUGACGGAGUCCCAGGGGUCAGGGUCUCAGGAGGCAGGCGCUUUGGGCAGGAGUGCUUCCACCGGCAUGGUCAAUGUGGACAGAGAAGCCUGGCAGAGAGUAGCCGAUGAAGGUCCUCGCCGCGAGGGUCGCUCCCGCUCCCGCUUCUGCCUGAGCCGGCUGGCGGCGCGGCUGCGGCGGCGCGACGACGGUGGCGCCGUGUCCCGCCUGUGUCGCCAGAGCUUGCUAGUCCAACUCAUUAACAAACAUUAAAUAUACCUGUACGCGUUGCAAA
Trichoplusia ni (cabbage looper) is the source of this 4735-nucleotide messenger RNA. RefSeq lists its product as uncharacterized. NCBI's taxonomy places the organism in Eukaryota, Metazoa, Arthropoda, Insecta, Lepidoptera, Noctuidae. The record is from RefSeq and is a predicted model, not a curated record. The transcript is spliced from 17 exons. Bases 421 to 4713 code for a protein of 1430 amino acids.